Messenger RNA from Adineta steineri, 960 nucleotides. NCBI's taxonomy places the organism in Eukaryota, Metazoa, Rotifera, Eurotatoria, Adinetida, Adinetidae. The record is from the annotation of a GenBank genome assembly.
AUGGCCGGAGUAGAUUCUAUUUCAUAUAAAACAUUAUCACCGACUUCAAAUAUGGAUUUUCAUAACCAAGACAAAAAGGAUAUAUCGAAAGUAUUCGCUUUCUUACGAUCUAAACUCAAUGCUAAAGAAAAAGAAUUAUUAGAAUUACAAAGAGCUGAACCAUGUCUAUUAGCACCGGAUUGUGAACAAAUUGACAUAUUAAUUGAUGCUAUAUCUUCUCUUCAUUUAUCAACACAAGAUGGUUCAUUUUUAUUUGCUUCGAAUUCUGAUAAUUCAUCAUCAUCUUUAUCUUGUUCAACAUCAACAUGUUCAACAGGUGUUGAUUCAAUUAAAAUUUUACCAUCAACAAUAUGGUUACCAGAAUCAGUUCCUGAAAAACCGAAUGAUUAUCGUUUACCUAUGGUAACACAUCUUUUAUCAUUACCAGUUAGUGCUUUUGUAGCUUCAUCAUCGAAUUCGUCGACAUUAUCAUCAAUUAAAUCAAAAGAUGAACCAUCAAAUCGUCUACCGAUGGUUAGUCAAUUACUUUCAAUGCCUCUUAGUGCUUUUAAAUCAUCAUCAUCAUCAUCAUCGAAUGAUCAAUUGAUAAAAGAAACUCUACCAACUAAAAUUGAAGAUAAAAAACAAACAAUAAAUAAUAAUAAUAAUAAUUUUUCAUCAAAAAGUAUAUUUGAAAGUGAACCGAUUUAUUCAAAAGAACAUUGGCUUAGACAAUCUUCUUCAACAUCUGAUUCCGAUUUUGAGUCCAUUACAUUAGAUUUAGAUGCAUAUAUUGAACAAUCAAGUGAUAAAAUGCGUCGUCUUCAUAUGGAAUAUCUUGAAGCAAUGGAAAAAUUAAAAACACCAACGCAACAAGUUGAUUCACCACAAAUGAUCAAAACAAUCUAUCCAGAAAUAUUUGAUCGAAUGAAAAAAGAUAUUUCAACAAAAACUUCUUCUCGUAUUUUUCCCUUAAAUUAA